CGGUGGCUCCCGCGCAGUCUCUCUGCCAUCGGUGUUGUCACGAAGUUUGCAUUCGUCGUCGUCAUACCCGAAUCAAAUGUGGAUGUUUCGAGUAGACUCGCGUGACACAUUUAUUCUCGAGAAGAAAGCCAAAGUUUCGACGAUUUAUUCAGUGUCGCGCUUUGCUUGACUUUGUCAAGAUGUUUUAUCCGCUCCCUCGUGAAUCGAGAUUACGCUGGAAAACUGAGCGCUCUUUGACACCUGAACAAUGUGUGAAAACGUGUUAAACAUGUUGACGGCCGGUUACACGCUCAAUCCGAGUCGAAGUCGUCGUUUUUUCGUUCAGAAAAUAUCACCCUAGUGUCAGACUCAGAGGAUUAAAAUUUCAACGAUGACACCGUGAAAACGUGACGGUGGAAAGUGCAUUUGCCGGCAUCAACGCACUUUGCGGAUCUCAGAGUAUGUUUUCAGUUCUUCGACGACUGACGAUCGCUGAAAAUGGCGGGAGUGUGAGCGGCCACAGAACUGUAGUGUCUCCGCAUCCUAUUUUAACCUGAACAGUCUUUUCGAAUGCUCGAACCAACAAAAUGUCGGAAAGUGAACGAAUUGCAAUCGACAGUUUACGAUCCUUGCUGAAAGCGAGUGAGAAACUUGUGCCCGAUAAUUAAACUUCGCAGAAACGAGUUUGAAAGAUUUUCAUUUUAAAAAUCUAUUAAGAAAGCACCAUUAAAAGCAUGUGAGCAUAACAGAGUGAUCGAGCAAUCGUUUUGGUCAACCAGGAUGUGCACAAACUCGGUAAAAUGGAGUUUCGCUGAUGAAAAAUAUUCAAACGACGCAAAAAUAGAGCGAAGCAAAUGCGAGCACCUUCGAUAAAAAGUGUCUCUGCUUGUGCGAACAAUAAUCGAUAUUUUCUCAACUCCUGUGCACCUCGUGUAUGAAUGUCUAACCGGGUCUAGCCGUGAAGCACUAUCCUAGAAAGUUUUUACGGUGUGUAUAUAAAACGAGGAUCGAGGAGCGAACACGAAACACGCGCGCGCACCAAUCGUCUGACUAUCACCGAGGCGUUUCCACUUGCGCUCUGGGUCCUCGUUUGUGCGAUCCUCCGGACUGUCAUCAGUGUCCGAAACGACUUGGUAUAGACUCAGUGGCACACGAGUCUGCACAAAUCGCUCCGGAAUCGCGUCAAUAGGGUCUUUUAAUUUGUAUUUCUACUCGGAAUUCAUGAUUGCAAUAAUUUUUCACGGAUGGAUCAGACCUGGGAUGGAUUUUAUAUCGUGAAAUUCAAUAUUUUAUUACGGUGAAGAAUUCCCGUUGAGUGACUCUGUAUACGAGCGUUAUCGGGAGGAAUUUCAAGAAUAUUUGUUCACCCAAUAAGUGUGUGAAUACGCUAUCUCGUUUUGUCGAUUUUAAGCAGAGGAUAGAACAACUCAAGUGUUCAUUCCCCCGCCCCUCCCGCGUCGUACUCUUUUUCUUUCAAUCAUCGAAUGAGACUAUUUCGAGAAAUCGAUUUAUUCAUAGUAUUUGGAAGCAUGUGCGAACUCGGUUUUCAUUAUCAAUAUUCUCGGGAGUAUAAUUGAAAAUAAAAACGUUUCAUACUUCUGGUGCAACGUACGUGGGCUUGAUUUAAUCGUGGAGUUACAAAAACCUCUUUCGACUCGCCCGUUCGUUCGAUUUCAAUGGCUCGAGCGAAAUCAUCGACGCGUCUUGACUAAACAAAUCAUUCGAUCGAAAGAAUAAUAUUCGAAUGUGUAACGUUCAAUAUAUCAGUUUGCUCGAUACAUUCGCUGAAUAAAGAACCAAUCAGGCAUCACGAGACCUUGAAGUUGGCUCUGACAGGCUUUACGAGUGUCUCUCGUGUCCAGGACCAGAUGGAGGUAAAGUUUCGCGCGGCGUCCUUUCGCUUGAAUAGCACUUAAAUAAUACAAAAAAAAGGGGAAAAAAAGAAAAAAACAUUUGAAUGCACAAAACAAAGGUUGCUCGAGGGUACGAAGAAGCAGUGAAGGAAACUUGCGGAGAAAAGAGCCGGAAGCUCCUCGUGUGCGUGCUUUUUUUUUAUUCCGCGCAUUCGCACAGUCCCGACCUCGAAAAGCCCGCGAAACGAACCGCGAAAAACUUCGAAAUAUGAAGCGAGGCCUUGGUCAACAUUGUUUGUGAAGGGAGCAUGGGAAAUUUCAAGGGAAUGAGAGAAAUCAAGGACUUGUCAAUGAAAUUCGUAAAUAUCUCUGGCAAAUCUUUCAUUUCCAUAGCAUACACAUCCUCGAGUUAAAUUUAAAUUCAGCUAGUUUUAAUACUCGUCAAACACAUACCCAAAGUCGUUAAAAUGCUUACGUAACUCCAUUCAUUCAACUGCAUAUUUAAUUUCUUAUAUUCCAUUCAAAAAAUUUUCUUUUCUCAACGAGAAAAUUACCAAAGAUAGUAGAAUAACAGUAGAAGAAUCCACUCCGGAUCAAAAUACCCCAGUUUCAUACAAUACAAGUUUCUUCGUUUUCAGAAAGCCUUAAUAUGACCAGAUUCAAGUGUUGGGCUUAAUUUGGCGGAUAAAAUAUAUUUCCCACCGAUGAGCACGUCCUUCGACUUUUCGCACUGAGAUAGGGAAAAAUGUUGGGAGAAAGAAUGACUGAAUCGAUGGUGUGAAGAUAUCUGGAAAUGCUUUUCUACUAUUAAUAUCAUUAUUAUUAUCCUCAUUAUGAUCACCGUACAGUGAAGAACAAAAAGUCCGUUUCGAUUUCACCGGUCGAGUCUCCAGCUUCGUUCGACGACUCUUAUGUAUUUCCGUGUAUACUUCAAUGUUUACGUGCAUGUAUUUAAACAUGUUCAUAAACACAAAUCUCACACUCGACGUAUGUGCAUCAAUGUAAUACGUCGUAGCAGCAGCAGCCAGUAGCUUGUAAUUUUCCUGCGAAAUAAAAUCAUCGUCGAUACACGAGGGACAUUCGGUCAAUUGUUAUUGAUUUCGUGGUAAAAGUGUUUUGAAUGUCGACCAAGUGUAAAGGUGUUAAAUCAUCAGUAAAUUUCAAAGUGCCCGGCUUAUUCAAAAAUGGGUUGAUCCACCCGACUGUUAACAAAACUAUGCUCUCGUAAUUUCACGCGUUUAUUAAUAGCAGUUUAAAGAACGAUUGAUAAACUUUCAUACAGUUAUUGUGGAAAUUGAGAAUGACGAUACUACAAGUGCGACUGAAAACAAUGAAAUAGAAACUGAAUGGUGCAAAGACGUUGUUCCUCGCUGCAGUAGAAAACUAAAUAUCGAGACUUUCCCUAUCGUUCAAAUCUUCGUACAAUGUUAAACUGUACCGAUCUCGAGUGCAUCCUGCACCAUCAUCAUUAUUAUGCUCAUUUGCAUCAACUGCAGUCCCAUCUGCCACCGGAUCACGAGGGAGACGCCCUUUCCACAGCCGCUGAGGAUGUCAGAGAGGACAGUCAUGCGCCAGAAAAUGAAACGAAUCCACCGGUCGACAGCGUGUACAUGAUAUUCGGAGUCCUAAUUGCUAUGGUCCUUGUUGGCGUCAUAAUCGUCUUGUUAGCAGUGACCAUCAGCAAAUUGCGAAAGCGGGAAGAUCACGGUGGCAACGAGGCCCAUACGGAACCAUCGGUCGUACAAACUGCAACUCCGGUCGUCGCUGCGCAACAAACCGUAUUAACAACUACUACGGCCAAUACGGAUUUUCGAUGCAAUCCGAGUAUCAAUACCGCUACUACGACAACUUGCACCGUAAACACCAUCGACGUCGUUAACGGGAUUCCCCAGGGAAAUCUCGCCUAUGCUAACGACAACGGUGAUCAAUUUAUCUGGCAAUUCCCACCUCCAUAUCCACCGCACACGCCACCGCCACAGUACACGUUGUACAACGACCAGGAUACUCUUGUACACGGACUCCAGUCGGACAGACCUGGUUUUGCCAAGGGCUUCCGCAAGAACCUCGGUGGACGUUGGCGUCGUUUGGUUAAGAGGAAACCGGAAACGGAGACAUGUGCCAUUCCUCCUGAGCUGAAAGAUCAGCUCAAAACCAUCUACGUUUAUUGACCUGACGGGGACAUCGAAGAACGGACAUUUCCGAUGGAACCGCAUCUCCAAACCCUCAAAAUCAAGUCCAGUCGCAUAAAUAAAUUCAACUUUCGUAAAUCGAAUCGUCCUUGAUUGAUGAACAAGGAAAAUAAAAGAGGCAACUGAAAACUCGACUGUUUUAAUUCAAAUCACGAAUGCAGCGUUGAACCGCUGAACAUCCUCGCUUCCAUCGGACCUCGUGAAUUAACAUUCUUCAUGGAAAAAGCUUCGACCUCAUAAAACCGACGAAACUUCAUUCGUUUAUUCAUUACGAAUAAGAAGAUAAAAGCGAGACGACACUCAACGAGGAUUAAAAAAGUUAACUUCUUGUGAAAAGUAACAGAGUCCAAUGAGCUUUAAGCCGGUCAAUUUCUUCGAGGAUUAUACCUUCUUACGGUCCCUAGACAAGGACACGAGAGAACGGACCAAAAACAAACAACUAGAGAUAAUAGCACCGGUUUUACGAGCAUGAAGCUCAGGCUAUGAGACCAUCGGAAGCGAGUACGCGGUAAAAGCAUCGCAAACGGAAGAUCAUACUUACGAAAAUUUCAAACAUCCUUACAUCCUUGUUCAAAGUCCUCGAGCGUUUUCACAUCAAAAAAAUAUCUCGCCGUUCGAUUACCCCGUCCAAGAGGAUCAACGACUCAAAUCAACUUCCGGUAUCAUCGAGUCAAGUGCCUUUUUUCGCCUCCAUAAGCCGCUGUCCUCAAGAACAAAAAACACAAGUAGAAAAAUAUACGACAAAACUAAGAAGAGAGUGAGUGAGAGAGAGAGAGAGAGAGAGAGAAGGAGAGAAAGAGAACAAGUCCCACAUCGUGUUUUCGGCCCCAAACGUUUUAGCGACUGUGACCAAAAAAAAUCAAUUUUUAAAAACUACAUUAAAAUCAUCCUGCAAACGAUUUUGACGAGAGGACGAUGGCAAGAGGAAUCACUUCAUGAGACUGAAAUAUAAGAGUAGAGAUAAAUUCGAAAAAACGAUAAAAACAAACGUGAAAAUAAAACUACAAUAGAUAACGCACGGAUCGUGAGAAAAAAGUAAUAAUUUAAUAACAACUAGACGAUAAUGGGAUGAAGACCGAAUACGAUGGGGAGAUUCGAGUAAAGAGUAAACGAAAGAUAUCAAUUUAAAUCCAAAUCGCAUUAGUAUUACGUAUACCUGAGAAUACGACGAGCGUGGGGCUGCUUUUUAUUUUUGUGUCUGCGUCAAAUCUACUCACUCGUUGCUAUUAUCCAAUUACCAUUAUCAUUAUUAUUACUUAUUAUUGAUUAUGUAUUUGUUCUUUCUUUGGGCAGUCCCCCAAGGAAAAAGCCUCUGUAAAUACGUGUAUAAAGCAAUAAGCACGAAUUUUAUUUCUUUUUAUCGAGAGUUAUCCGUGUGUGCGUGCGAAUGAGAACCAAAAAAAUGGAAAAAAACACACAAAAAACAAAUGAGCGAAAUAAUAUUGUAUGAGCGAACGUGAAACACCGCCAAUGGGAAUUACAAAAAACUUGUCUCGACGAAAAGAAAUAAAAUUUUCGGUCUUGCGCGCGCCUGUUACGAAUGACAAUGUAAUAAAUAUGCGAUUGAAUGAAAGAAGAAAAAGAAUGCCGAGAAAAACAAUCGUUUCGGUCGUUGGCAUGGCGUGGGGAACGAACGCCGGACGCCUCUACGAGCGGAUUUCCGGCGAUAGACCUUCAACAUGAUUUUCCUCAAUCAUUGAUAUUUCGUUUCGUUGAAUUAUCUCGAUAUUGUUUUCUCUUCCCUCUGCGCAACAUAUCGAUCUUUAUCGCAGUAUUUAAAAAUUCGCCUAAACGCUCCCGAACACGCAGUGCGGCGCAACACGCUCGAGUCCAAACUACCCGAUAAUAAUUCAAGCGCAUUUCCGUCGACCGAACGAUUCGGCAGUGUUGCAUAGUGCAUUUCUUAGCGAGAAAUUUGUAACAUAGACCACUAUAUUAAGACUAAUCGGAUAUUUGAAACUGAGACGGCUCAUAUUGAGACCACUACUACGAUCGCUUGCGAGAACGAAUGGGAAAUUAAGGAACCCACGAAUAAGGGAAAACACUUUUGAAAAAUGGUAUUUUUAGUCGAAUUGUUGUAUUAUUUCAUAUACGAUGCGAAUAUAGUUGAGCUUUACACUUCAGUACACACAAAAACAUAGGCCGAAUACGGCAGAACUUCCGAUUCCACAAAUGUUUUGCGACGAAAUUGGAGAUGAAGGAAAAAUAAAGUUGACUGUCAUUUUUUCAAUCUGAUGAAAUUUUAUUUAUUUAUUUUUUUUUCUUUAUUUUUCUUUUUUUCAAUGGAAAACAUUUUUUCAAAUCGUAUAAAAUUCCUACACGAAUCCGAGUCCUUCUCGGUUCCUACAAUAUCAAAAUUUUAUUAUUAUUAUUAUUAUUAUUUUUUUUUCAUAUCGUUCGAAUGAAUAGGGCUAAAAACAUUGAAAAAAUUGAACCUCGGCGACAAUAAUCACUCAACGCGUGCCCGGUUUUAUCUGAAAAUUCUUGGGUCACAAUCCCAUUUCCGCAUCUCUGUUUUUUUAUAGAUAAAUCAUAAUUGAUAUUUUUUGUUUGAUCGUAAACGCCCCGGCGAAUGCGUGCGCGUGAUUGUAUGGGUGAAGAAAAAACAAAAGAGAAAAGCUGAGGAAAUAAUGGAAAAUGUUUAUAAGAGCGAAUACGAUGUAUCGAUAACCGAAAUACCAACGAUGUGCCUACAUAAUUAUCGUUUCCGUUACAUUCGAUGGAAUGGAAUCUAUUUUAUCGAGGGGUCUCGUUUUUAUUUUCCUAAAUCUUCGACACUCUGAUCCUCCACGUUAUUCGGGCUGCGCCUUCAAUACCUAGUCACUUUGUUAAUAUCGACGAGAAAUGAUGUGGAGCGAAUAAAAAUAGUAGUUAUUACGAUUACAAUAAAUAAUGGAUAAUAAUAGCGUUACAGAGAAAACAAUAAACGAAACCUGGAAAAUAUGCAACAAACUGAUUUUACUUUAGAUUACUAUCGCGCAGCUUGAUAAUGUUUUCGUCGAGAAAAUGUUGUAGAUACGAUGUCAAAUAAAGUACAAGUGAAUUAUA
Messenger RNA from Venturia canescens, 7069 nucleotides. RefSeq lists its product as uncharacterized. The transcript has 5 exons. The record is from RefSeq and is a predicted model, not a curated record. Lineage: Eukaryota; Metazoa; Arthropoda; Insecta; Hymenoptera; Ichneumonidae. The coding region runs from base 3257 to 4000 and encodes 247 amino acids.